This is a messenger RNA of Folsomia candida, 1617 nucleotides long. RefSeq lists its product as uncharacterized. The transcript has 7 exons. Bases 192 to 1403 code for a protein of 403 amino acids. NCBI's taxonomy places the organism in Eukaryota, Metazoa, Arthropoda, Collembola, Entomobryomorpha, Isotomidae. The record is from RefSeq and is a predicted model, not a curated record.
CCUAGCUGAAUGGAGAGUCUCAUCUUUACUCUGGGGAAAUAUGGAAACACGUUUUGUGAAACAGUUAGGCUGAUUAAGCUCGAAUUUGUCAUAGAAGGGCCCGGGCAGCAGGAAGAUCACAAACGUUGGGAAGAGAGUAAUUAAUGGAAAACUUGAGUUUUAGUUGUAAAAAUACUCGACAUAGUUAAGGAAUGGCUAACGAAAGAUUAACAUUAGCUCAUGUACAAGACGGAUAUGUGUUUUGGUUGGAAGAGGAUGGAGAUUUCAUAUCAACAAGAACGAUUGACGAAAUCGAAGGAGGAGUGUACAGCAUAAAUCGACUGGUUUGUCAGUUUUGGAGUGAUCGUUUAGGCCACAUUAGAGGAUUCUCAUGUGGAUUUACAUGUUUGGUGGAACCAAAGUUGAUCAACGAGUAUAUUAAGGCAAGAAGUGUGAAAAGGAAGUCACUUGCACCCGUUGGAAAAUCCAAUGGUUGUUCGUACGGGGAUGACCUGCCACCAGGUUGCACCGCAAAGCUGGAAAACUUAGUGGAGGUUCCUAUAUUUUCUGGUUCGGCAUACACUGCACUACAAAUACGCCAUCGAGCACGACGGUUAAAUGGGAAAGAUGACGUUGGCUCCAUCAAGCCAGAAAAUGGAGAAAGAUUUUUACAAGAAAACGGAACAAGAGGAAGAUUGGAUACCUUGUUAACUGCACUUAUUACUCAAGCUCGAGAUAGAGUAGUUUCGGUGGAACAAGUACCCCUGCCAGCACCCAUAGAAAAACUGAGUCUUCCACCUUACGUUGUUAAAAGUGGUCGUCGACCUAUCUACUGCAAAUGGACAGGAUGCAAAUACGUCUGUAUACAUGACGCACAUCUGAAAUACCAUGUUGAACAGAAACAUCGGAAAUUGAAAUUGAAACAUAAAUGUGACAAAUGUUCCAGAACUUUUGACCGACCUCACCGACUAAAAGAACACCUUAGUAAAGGGUGUGACGAUUUACGGACUAAACUGAAGAGAACAUCGGUGAAAGAGUUAAAGAAAGCUAGAAUUGCGAUCAGAACUGGGCCCACUGUUUCUCUCUCAAAUGAUAAUACCAUUGCUUCGACCCCUUCUGGCGUCUCUAAUAAUACAGAGAGUAACAAGGGGGUUGAAGAUACUCUGCUCCAGAAUGCCGUUUUAAAGAAAACGAAUGCCGAUCUUAUGGAAAAUAAUGCCAAAUUAAAGAAAACGAAUGCCGAUCUUAUCGAAAAGAAUUCCGAUUUAUCGAAAACGAAUGCCGAUUUAAGGAAAAGGAAUGCCGAUCUUAUGGCUCAGGUGACAGGAAUGUCUGGUACAGCAGAAAGGAAACCAUUCAGCACGCUAACAAACAAACCUAUGAGGCAAACAAAACUGAAUUUUCCAGUUAACAAACGAUAUUAAUGGCGUUUCGUUCAUUAUAUUCUUGUCCUGAAUCAUGACUUAUUUUAGACUUGUUCGCUUUAACUAUCAUACAUAAAAAACCUUUCAUUGUAUACCACUAUCAAGGUAUUAUGUAAAUAUUCUUGAUGUCGUAUUAGUCGUGGAAGAUGGUAGUUUAAAAUCGUAUAUUUCUCUGUUUCACCAAUUAAAUGACUGUUACCUGUGUAAUUUACCA